Messenger RNA from Cornus florida, 1498 nucleotides. RefSeq lists its product as uncharacterized. Lineage: Eukaryota; Viridiplantae; Streptophyta; Magnoliopsida; Cornales; Cornaceae. The transcript is spliced from 4 exons. The record is from RefSeq and is a predicted model, not a curated record. Bases 331 to 717 code for a protein of 128 amino acids.
GUGAUUGAUUGAGUGAUUACUGUGGGGGUGCAACUUGGGCGGGUUAGCCCAACCCAACCCGAGUCCUGCCCAUGAAUUCUAAAAUCUGGACAUAUAAAUUUACAAUUCGAGUUUCAGUCGGGUUGGGUUUUUUCAAAACCCAACCUUAUUCGGUUUGGGCUGGGUUCAACCCGAACCCAACCCGAAAGCCCAAAUUAAACAUUUCAUUAAAAAAAAAAAAUAAAAUAACGAUAAAGAAACCCUAACUUUCUCUCUCCUCAUCCUUCUCUUCUCUCUGGCCUUCCUGCCGAUUUCCUGUGAAACUCGAUCUCCUGUGAAACUCGAAACUCGAUGAAGCUCUCAGCGACUCCCUCUAUCUCAUAUCUCUCAGCGACUCCCUCACCUACCAGCGAUUCCCUCUAUCUAAUAUCUCUCAGCGACUCCCUCACCUCCAUCUCACAUCUCUCGGGGACUCCUUCUAUCUCACAUCUCUGGUGGGUUGAGCUUAUUAGAGAUGUGAACAUAGCUAUUGCAGUUGAAGCCAUUCAAGCAAUUGGGAAUCUUGCAAGGGGCCUAAGAGCCCAUUUUUCUGGGAGUUCACGUUUCCUAUUUCCUGUUUUACUUUAUUGUGCUCAAGAUUGGCUAAGAGCUUCACCUAAUCCAGUUGAGAUUGAAGAGACGUUAGAGGCUCUUGAGGUUGUCGAACAAGAGACGUUGGAGGCUCAAAAUUUCCUCUGAUCUUUUUCAUCUAUGGAUGACAAGUAGUCGUGAUAUGCUUGAUCAACCAAAGUGCUGCUCAUAUAUUGAGAAGGAAACUAAGAGUAGAGAGACUGUUUGAGGAAGAGUUGCCUGUUAGUAAUGAACUAGCCGUAUCUGUUUUUAAUGUUUGAAAUUUUAAUUCUAAAAAGGAGAAAGUAUUCAGUAGCAAAAUAUAAUAGUCCAUUUCAAAUCAAUGGUAUUAAUUUUGACAUUGUUAACUUUUAUCUUGUUAUUUUGCUGUUCACAAGAGUGUGCCCUUGGUUGCUCUCUGUACAUUAUUGUCAGAUCUUUGUUCUUCUGUGUUGCUGAAUGACAAGAACAGUGCAUUAGAUUAUUCUCAUAUCUUUAUUUAUUUAUUUAUAAUUAAUCCUCCUUAUUAUGGUUAUACAAGUAUUCAACUUUCAAGUUGUCUGAUGGAAUUGUUAUGUCUCUUUAGGUACUCCCUUUGUUUACCAGUGUUUCACCUUCUUAUUUUAUUUUAUUUAUUUAUUUAUUUUUUUGGCUUUCAUCCUUGGAAAUAGCAAUGGAAGAUUGAGGUGAAGCUGUUAUAGGUUGCAAUUUAUUAGGAGACACAACUCUUUGAUUAGUUAAACUUUCAACCCAGUGAGAUUAGAGAAUGUAUCAAUACAUUUUAGGAUAGUCACUAAAUUUAAAUCAGCAUAAAAUAGCAUCAGUAGCUCAUUGGCAAAUGCUACAUGUGUAAUAGUCAUUUCCUUGCAUCUCCAAUGGUACCUAAAGAUGGAUUAGAGGAGGCGAGUUU